Messenger RNA from Labrus bergylta (ballan wrasse), 2648 nucleotides. It is a transcript of the gene siae, whose product is annotated as sialic acid acetylesterase. Gene Ontology annotation, biological process: carbohydrate metabolic process. Gene Ontology annotation, molecular function: sialate O-acetylesterase activity. NCBI's taxonomy places the organism in Eukaryota, Metazoa, Chordata, Actinopteri, Labriformes, Labridae. The record is from RefSeq and is a predicted model, not a curated record.
GGAACAGCUUAUAUAAAGCCUCACUCACCUAAACUAUACAAUUGUUUUAUAUGACUAAUUGACGUUCACGUGAAACGGGUCAGGCAAGCUUUACAUAUUUGAUGAAGCUGUGCAACGAUUCAUUGACGUUGUUUCUCUUGUCGUGAUGGCUGUAACUCUGUUUGUUCUUUUUGUACUUCUGCUUUCUAGUCACGAGGCUGAUGGGAUCCUGCGCUUUGCCUCCUACUAUGGAGACCAUAUGGUCCUGCAGAAGUCUCCAGAGAGAGCGGUGCUGUGGGGCUAUGGCCCUGAAGAUGCUCAUGUCUUCCUCCUCUUGAUCGGACCAACAAAUCAGAAAGCUUCACCUGUCAAUGUGACAAAAGGUAUCUGGAGGGUCACCAUUGACCCUGUUGAAGCUGGUGGUCCCUACACUGUGAUAGUAGCCACUGAGAAUAGCACAGCCACUCUGACUGAUGUGCUGUUUGGAGAUGUUUGGCUGUGUGGAGGACAGAGCAACAUGUACUUUAAUAUGUCGCAGAUUUUCAAUGCAUCCGAGGAGCUGGCCAUUGCAGCAAAGUUCCCCCAUGUGAGAACUUUUAUGGCAGGAUUGAUAGAGAGUAAAACGGAGCUCACUGAUUUGACUAAAGUGGAACUUCCCUGGGCCGUGCCUACAGAAGAAUCUGUGGCACCUUUCUCUGCAGUGUGCUGGCUCUUUGGUCGUUACAUGUACAAGUACCUGAAUUACCCAAUAGGACUGGUUGAGUCCUGUUGGGGAGGCACACCUGUUGAGGUCUGGUCAUCUUCAAGAGCACUGAAGCAUUGUGGACUGGAGGAACCUGAAGAUGGUCCUAAAGGAAACUCUAUGUUGUGGAAUGCAAUGAUUCAUCCACUGCUUAACAUGACCAUUAAAGGAGCCAUCUGGUACCAAGGUGAGGCAAAUACAUACUAUCAUACAGACGAGUACAACUGUUCCUUCCCUGCUAUGAUCGAUGACUGGAGGAUGGCGUUUCAUCAGGGCUCAGGGGGGCAGACAGCGCCAGACUUCCCCUUUGGAUUUGUCCAGCUGUCCACAGACAGAAAAGGCUCAGCUGAUGACGGCUUUCCGGACAUCCGCUGGCACCAGACAGCAGACAUUGGCUAUGUUCCUAACGGGAGGAUGAAGAGAACCUUCAUGGCAGUGGCUUUGGAUUUACCAGAUGAGACCUCUCCCUACAGCACGAUCCAUCCCAGAGACAAGCAGGAUGUAGCCUACAGACUGACAUUAGGAGCAAGGGCUGUGGCUUAUUAUGAGAAGCAUGUGCCCUUCCUUGGACCUUUCCCUCAACAAAUUUUGUCAGCUGCAACUUAUGUCAACAUUACCUAUGACCAGAACGUGUCUGUCACACCAUCUAAAGUCAUCUUUGAGAUCUGCUGCUCUGGGACUCAGGAUCCAUGUGGGCCUACGUCCAAAUGGGUUCAAGCUCCCAUCGUGCAAUGGGGUCCAACGACUGUCCAGUUAUCUGCCCAACUCUGUCCAGUUACUGAUGUGGUUGCUGCCCUCCGGUAUGCAUGGAGAGACUGGCCUUGUGACUUUAAAGCUUGUCCAAUCUACAGUGCCAGUGGGAUUUUACCUGCACCUCCUUUUCUUAUCAACCACUAUCCAGGCGAAGACAAUAUCUGGAUAAACUAGUAACUCAGAUACUACAAGACAGAGUAAUAUAAAAAAGUAGCCUUUUGUGAAAUUGUUUAAGUUGAUAGGACACUAGCCUGUGCCUGAUUGGAUGAUGCUGUAAGUGAUGGAGGUUUUCAUUGCGCUGAAUGUAUGCUAUGUAAAUGCUCUGAUAAAGCAUCCAGCCAUACGAAGGAUGUUUAAUUUCCUUUGAUUUUGUUUAUUUUGUAUCAUUGUUUUUAUGAUUGGUUUGACACUAACAAAUCCAUUUUGAAACAAGUUACAGGAUUUAUAGUACAAAAGCAGCAGACUGAAGUCUGGAGUACCAAAGGAAAAAUUGGCCUUUUACAGAAUAUUAAUGAUAUUAUUUUUUUGAUGCAUUAAUGUGUCCCUCAUUUUGUUGUCACUGCUACAGCUGGAGCUAAUCCUAUUUGAGUAAUAUAGAAAUUGUUUGAAUUCUUUUUUUUUUUUCAUGGCCUACAUAUAGCCAGGGCACAUAAGAUAUUUUGACAAAUAAUGUAUUCAUUCUAUUUUGCAUUAUAAAUCUGAAUCUGAUAAAUAACUAGCAAACAAACUUCAGAUUUUCUCUAAAUUCUGUGGCGUAAGAAGUAUUUUUUUAAGGACAAAAAGGCUUUUUAAAAUUUGUACAGAACGUAUAGGCUACUGUAAUUUGUAACUUUCACCCACUCAGUCGUUAAAUGUAAAAAAGUAAACUAUAGCUUGUUAAGCUAAUAUAAGAUUUCAGAAUUGUGUUGCCAAACGGUCCAGUUUGAAGGUGAUUCAUGUCGCGUUGCUCUGUGGGUAAUGAGUUUUAUCACCUGUUGUAUUGACGCACGUUCCUAACGGAGUGUGUCCAGUAGCGGAGCACUCGGCGACGGAAAUCUGUCAUAGCGACGGAGAACCUCACCUACCCUGUGACUAUAUGAAUGUGAAAUGAGUUGAGUUUUAUCAUGUUUAUAUCAUGAGUCAGUCUUAAUGACUUUGUUUAUUUUGCACAAAUUAAAGACAAAUUUACUACUGA